Messenger RNA from Scheffersomyces amazonensis, 1253 nucleotides. RefSeq lists its product as uncharacterized. Gene Ontology annotation, molecular function: pre-mRNA binding; U6 snRNA binding. Gene Ontology annotation, cellular component: U2-type catalytic step 1 spliceosome; U2-type catalytic step 2 spliceosome; Prp19 complex. The transcript has a single exon. NCBI's taxonomy places the organism in Eukaryota, Fungi, Ascomycota, Pichiomycetes, Serinales, Debaryomycetaceae. The coding region runs from base 106 to 1179 and encodes 357 amino acids. The record is from RefSeq and is a predicted model, not a curated record.
CUAACUUUAGUGAUGUGGAAGAGCAUCGCAAAGCGCAAAAAAAUUAUAUUUAUGUCUCUUCUCCAUAUUAAGCAGUAGUAAACAAUAAACAGAAGAUCUACACCAAUGAGUGAGGAAAUAGAAGAGAGUUUUGCUAUAUGUGAUGAAUGUCUCGGUAGUUCUGAUGAUAUUAAGAUGAUAAAACAGGCCAAUGGUGCUGAGUGUAAACUUUGUACCAGGCCAUGUACUGUGUUUAGAUGGAAUGGUAAGUCAUCAUCAAGACGUUCUGGUAAGACAGUUAUUUGUUAUACAUGUGCAAGAGAAAAGAACUGUUGUCAAAGUUGUAUGCUUGACAUAAACUAUCAUAUCCCUAUUGAUAUAAGAGAUACUGCUCUUCGUUUGGCUGGAAUAAGUAAUUCUCAAAAAUUCCUUACGGGACCAACGAAGAACUCCGAAGCGAAAGCCAUAUUAGCAGACAAAAACGAACAGAAGUUUAAAGAUUCCGAUGAAAAUAUAGAUGAAGAAGAUUCACUGGAAAAGAAGGCUCGAGAGAUUCUCUCCAAAUUGGGUGAAAAGUUGAAGAAUGCUACUAGGAAAGCUCCAAAGGAUGAUAAAUCAAAGAAUGAUCUCAACCCAAAGCUAAAUGCUGAUAUAUCCAAGUUACUAUCAAAAUUACCCUUUGGUGGAAAUUUACAACUGCAAAAGAAUCCCGACUUAACAUCCUUCUUUUUAUUUGGCUUCAAUACUGACUUACCAAUAUAUGCUGUUUCUAAUUAUGCCAAUAGGUUUGGUAAAAUUAAAUCUUUAACCAUCAUUCAUAAGGCUAAAUGUGGAUUUAUAACUUUCACUACCAGACUGGCAGCAGAAAAGUUUGCAGAAGAUAUAUCUAAUAAUGGAUUAAAUCAAAAUGACUCUACCGCUGGAAUUGUCAUAUUCGAAGGCAAUCACCCUUGUAGAGUUAGUUGGGGUAAAGUACAACCCUUAGGAACUUCAAAUCAAGAGCACGCAAAAUUGAGUAUUGUAGUCAGUAAAGUUUUAAAGCAAUUAGCAGAAAAAGAUAUAAAACAGGAUAAGAGUCGUAAUAUCACAGACAAAACAUCACAACGUCAAUUACCAUCUACAGGAGCUCAAAAGAAGAUCAAGAACUCAAAAUCCAACAAUAACCAAUACAAAUCUUUAAGAUCUGACUAUGAAAUAUGACAAAUUGCCAGGUGCGAUUUUCAAAGAAAAAUGAUAAUUGUGUAUUGUUAAAUGUAAAUAGAUGCAUUAUAUAU